Messenger RNA from Lathyrus sativus (Indian pea), 1740 nucleotides. Lineage: Eukaryota; Viridiplantae; Streptophyta; Magnoliopsida; Fabales; Fabaceae. The record is from the annotation of a GenBank genome assembly.
AUGGGCGACAACAAACGCAAGAGAGGUCGAAAACCGAAAACCCCCUCCCCCGAAACCCUAGACAUCCCUACCACCACCGUCGCUACUAACCCUUCCCCUUCCAUCCUAGACGACGACUUCUCCGUCGGAAACGUCGAACUCAUCGACAACACUGCCUCUUCAAAUCUCGGUCGCCGCCGCGGCCGCCCCAAAAAGCUCCCCACUAUUCCCGACAAGCCACCCACUGGCCGCCGUCCUGCUCGCACUGUAGACAGCAACGGUGCUGUCCCGGUUGAUGUUGGAGGCGCUACUGCCAUGGAUGCAGACCCUAUAUGGGAGAGCAUCUCGGCUAGGGUGUUGCCGUCUAUGGAUUCGGUGGUGAAAGUGUUCUGUGUACACACAGAGCCGAACUUUUCGUUACCAUGGCAGAGGAAGAGACAGUAUAGCUCCAGUAGCAGUGGGUUUGUGAUAAGUGGGAAGAGGGUUCUCACUAAUGCGCAUUCCGUCGAGCAUUACACUCAGGUCAAGCUCAAGAAACGUGGCUCUGACACUAAGUACUUGGCUACUGUUCUUGCCAUUGGAACUGAGUGUGAUAUUGCCAUGCUUACCGUUGAUGAUGAUGAGUUCUGGCAAGGUAUGUCACCUGUGGAGUUUGGGGAUUUGCCUACCCUUCAAGAUGCAGUAACUGUUGUGGGCUACCCAAUUGGAGGAGACACUAUCUCUGUGACCAGUGGUGUUGUAUCACGUAUUGAGAUUUUAUCGUAUGUCCAUGGUUCCACAGAACUUCUAGGUUUACAGAUAGAUGCUGCUAUAAAUUCUGGAAAUUCUGGCGGACCUGCAUUUAAUGGUAAAGGAAACUGUGUAGGGAUAGCAUUUCAGUCUCUCAAACAUGAAGAUGUGGAGAAUAUAGGCUAUGUUAUUCCAACGCCAGUUAUCACGCAUUUCAUCCAGGAUUAUGAGAAGAAUAAAGGAUAUACUGGGUUCCCUAUUCUUGGGGUUGAGUGGCAGAAAAUGGAAAAUCCUGAUCUACGAAUGGCAAUGGGAAUGAAAUCUAAUCAGAAAGGUGUGCGCAUUAGAAGAAUCGAUCCUACUUCUCCUGAAUCCAAAGUUUUGAAACCAUCAGAUGUUAUCCUUAGCUUUGAUGGGGUUGAUAUUGCCAAUGAUGGAACAGUUCCAUUUCGCCAUGGAGAGCGCAUUGGUUUUAGUUAUCUCAUAUCACAGAAAUAUACCGGUGAUGAUGCAGCAAUCAAAGUAUUGCGGAAUUCAACUGUUCUCAAAUUCAAUAUUAAACUUGAUGGUCACAGAAGGCUUAUUCCAGCACACAGCAAGGGCAAGCCUCCCUCAUAUUAUAUUAUUGCAGGAUUUGUUUUUUCAACGGUUUCUGUUCCUUAUCUUCGAUCUGAGUACGGAAAAGAUUACGAGUAUGAAGCUCCAGUCAAGAUUUUGGAUAAACUGCUAUAUGCAAUGCCACAAUCACCAGAUGAACAACUUGUUGUGAUUUCUCAGGUGCUGGUGGCUGAUAUCAACAUUGGAUAUGAAGAAAUAGUUAAUACCCAGGUCGUUGCUUUUAAUGGUAAACCUGUGAAAAAUCUCAAGAGCUUGGCUGCUAUGGUUGAGAGCUGUGAUGACGAGUAUCUAAAAUUUGAUUUAGAUUAUGAACAGAUAGUAGUCCUUCGCACGGAAACUGCAAAAGCUGCCACACUAGAUAUUCUUGCAACACAUUGCAUUCCAUCAGCAAUGUCUGAUGAUCUCAAGUCAUAG